AUUAGGUCACUUGGCUUACUUACAGACGUCUUAAGAAAAGAUCGAAGGCGCAUUUAUAAUGGGAUUAGGCUACUGGACAUCAGAACAUCUCAUUUACGACGGAGCCACUGGCAAGCUUCUAACUGAUAGAACAUGGAAUUACAAGAUCCCGGGAAUUAAAGACAUUCCUUCUGAUAUGAGGAUUUAUUUCCGUCGCAAUGCUAAGAAUGAACUGGGUGUUUUGCAGUCCAAAGCAACCGGUGAGCCAUCGACAUGCCUAGCAACCGUAUUCCUUCACGCCGCUCGCGAAGCCGUCCGUGCCGCUCGCUUGCAAGCCGGCUACGAAGACACAUGGUUCGAUAUAGACAUUCCUUGCACAACGGAAAGUAUCUUCAAUGCUGUUGGACAUAAACUAGAGCAUUUCACAUUGAAAUAAAGAACAUAGAACUAAGCACUUCUUUUUUAGUUUUUUAGGUACAAUGGUUUUUAUUUUUCAGUACUAAAUAAAUAAUGUAU
Messenger RNA from Helicoverpa armigera (cotton bollworm), 495 nucleotides. RefSeq lists its product as uncharacterized. The record is from RefSeq and is a predicted model, not a curated record. The transcript is spliced from 4 exons. Gene Ontology annotation, molecular function: oxidoreductase activity; iron ion binding. NCBI's taxonomy places the organism in Eukaryota, Metazoa, Arthropoda, Insecta, Lepidoptera, Noctuidae. The coding region runs from base 59 to 415 and encodes 118 amino acids.